Culicoides brevitarsis is the source of this 1513-nucleotide messenger RNA. RefSeq names its product G1/S-specific cyclin-D2-like. The transcript has 4 exons. Bases 371 to 1267 code for a protein of 298 amino acids. Lineage: Eukaryota; Metazoa; Arthropoda; Insecta; Diptera; Ceratopogonidae. Gene Ontology annotation, cellular component: nucleus; cyclin-dependent protein kinase holoenzyme complex; cytoplasm. Gene Ontology annotation, biological process: regulation of cyclin-dependent protein serine/threonine kinase activity; mitotic cell cycle phase transition. The record is from RefSeq and is a predicted model, not a curated record. Gene Ontology annotation, molecular function: cyclin-dependent protein serine/threonine kinase regulator activity.
UGUCAAGACAUCAAUAAAAAUAAAUUAAUUUUCAAUCAAUUCCUGGAAGAGAAAAAAAAAUAAUUUUUUAAAUAAUUUUUUUUUUUGUAAGUGAAAAAAUUCAAACUGGAUUGGGAGGACUUUAUCAUCGUAACAGUUUUGACCAUUUUGUGGAUUAGCAUUUUCCUGUACAUUAUUCACUGGAUUUUGGAAAUAGAACGUGGAGAAGUGUAUGAGUGAAAAAAAAAUUAAACAAAAAAAAUAAAUGUGUGAAAAUUAAAAAAAAAAUUCUCAGAAGGUACUGAACAAUUACAAAAAAAAAAAAAAAAAUAAAGGAUAAUAAUAAAAAAAUAAAAUUACAAACAAAAAUAAAAAUAAUAAAAAAAAUAAAAUGGAUCUUAAAUGCUUGGAAGUUGUGUGUGAAAUUGCCGAUAACAAUGUUGCGGAAAAAGAUAAGGCAAUCAGCCACGAUCCCCGAGUAAUUCGGAAUUUAUUGGCGUUGGAACGUGCUACAAUUCCCCAUUUGGAUUAUUUUCGUCUCGUUCAGGCGGAUCUUAAGCCAUUUAUGCGAAAAAUUGUCACAACGUGGAUGUUAGAGGUUUGCGAUGAACAACACUGCGAAGAACAAGUUUUCCCCUUGGCUGUCAACUACAUGGAUCGCUUCCUCUGCCUCUGCCCAAUUUCGCGACAAACCUUACAACUGCUCGGAACUUGCUGCCUCCUGUUAGCUUCGAAAAUUCGUCAAUGUCAUGCCCUCACAGUUGACCUGCUUUGCGCCUACACCGACCACAGUGUGACUCCCGAGCAAAUUAGGAGCUGGGAACUUUUGGUUGUCUCAACAUUACAAUGGAACUUGAGCGCCGUCACAGGCUUCGACUACAUCGAUCACAUUCUCGAACGAGUGCCAUGGGGAGCAGAAAACGCGCACAUUAGACAACACGCCCUUACGCUCGUUUCCGUAUGCUAUACAGAAACAACUUUUAUCCAAAUCACGCCGUCAUUGCUUGCAUCUGCCUGCAUUUGUGCCGCUACCCGUGGAAUCAACUCGCCAUCCGCACCAUUCGCGUUCGGCGAUAUCUGUCGUCUGAUACAAAUCGAUCCCUUUGACGUCGAGUUCACGGUGCGUCACAUCGAACAAGUCGUUGCCAAAGAAACUGCCGCAUUGCAAAAACAAGUCUACAAAGCGCAUCCAUAUGCGAGCCAGAGUACCGGAAAAAUUCCCUCGAGUUGUGCUGCCGACAUUGGACAACCGGAGACGCCGACAGACAUUCAGGAUGUGUAUUUUUAGAGUUUAAGAAAGCUUGGUUAGGAUUAGUUGGAAUUUAGAUUAAUAUGGAGUUUUUUUUUAUUUAGCCUAUGAGACCAUCUGUAAAUUUGAAAUUUAUAUAUUAAUAAUUAAAAAAUUAAGUUACUUACUUUUUAAAAGUUGUACAGGAGAUAUUUGAAAUAUUUUACAACUUCUACCAAAAAAUUAAAAAAAACAGCAACCAAGAUUAAAACUCAUAUCGUGUUAAUCGUUAAGUUUAUCAAUUCA